Phytophthora sojae is the source of this 4521-nucleotide messenger RNA. RefSeq lists its product as hypothetical. The transcript is spliced from 9 exons. The coding region runs from base 1 to 4521 and encodes 1506 amino acids. NCBI's taxonomy places the organism in Eukaryota, Oomycota, Peronosporomycetes, Peronosporales, Peronosporaceae. The record is from RefSeq and is a predicted model, not a curated record.
AUGCAACACGAGCUCACCGAGAGAAGGUUCUACGUGCGCGAAGUGGUGACGGUCACCGGGACGCCAGAGCCGCACGAGAGGCCGGUCCACCGACAAGCUAAGCGGACUCGAGUGCACGUCAAGACGCUCUCGCAUGACCUCUACGAGCACGUUGCCGACCUUCCCCAAGAGGGGUAUCAACACCCUGCCCACGACGUAGGCGCGCACACGGUCGAGGACCGCAACCUCAAGGUCGAGAACGUGCUGAUCCACCUGCUGUGGCCUGUACUACUGGCGGGCAACACCAUGAAGUGGAUCCACGCGCGACUGAACCUGCCCCAAGCACUUAUUCGAGAUCUUCCCAGUGGAUCCAAGAUGUCUCGCAAAAGGGCUCUGUACUGCGCAGUGGGGUCGGACACGCUCUUCCACCUUCUGCGGCUAAAGCACGAGCUGCAGAACGGUGCUAAAGUGUCGAAGGCCGUCGUAAAUCAAGUCGACGUGCUUCGUUUGUGCCGCGCCCUGGGGAUGGCCGUAUCUGACGAGGGCAACCGAGUGGCCAUGCGCAACUUCGAGUUCGGACAGUUCCGCCCCAGCAGCUACGACGCCGACUUCGCGCGGUUCAUUCGCGAAAAGCUUGCUGCUGCUGGCAGUCGCACGGACGAGGAGGACAACGCGCCGCCCGAGGUGGAGAUCGGCUGCUUGUUCGGCAGGCAGAGCGGAGUGAGGGCCGAGCUCACUCGGAUGGAGUUGUGGGAUUCCGACUGUGUGUCUUCUCUCACUGAGCAAGGCGUCUAUUGCAUUGAAAAGGGUGGCGCAGAUGGAGAUCACCGGAAGUUCGUUGCGUUCGCGUGGCUGAACGCCAGUCUCUUCGACCCGGACUCCAUUCGCGACACCCCCGCGUACGAGCUUCGGUUCUUGAUGGCGUUGAGCCCCCACGUCAGCUGCUGCCUGUCGCGAGACGAUUUCCUGCGUGUCAAGAGCGAAGUGGACGCGGCGUCCAGCAGCACGACCAUGCAGUGGAACUCGUGCUCGGUCGCGUUUCGAGUCCAGAAGCAAGAGAAGCAGAGCGACAGCGUGCGCUGUGCAAAGCCCACGAAGGCGGUCAUUCCGUCCGCCGACCCCAUUAAAAGCGUCGAGUUCAUCGGUGGAGUGUUCCCGGCGGUAGCGGUUGAAAGUGCGACCCCGUUAACGACCGACUGGACCACGUUUAGUAAAGCGAUGUCGAUGGACGACUUUGUGGACGGGGUGAUGGAGCUAUGUUCGUGCUACACGUUGGAGCUGCCUCUUGAGCCAUUGCGAGCAGCACUUGCGCGUGACUGUCUUCUCGAUAAGUUUAAUUGCUAUCCGGAUGACGGGUUGGCUGCGCUCCGUAAGAGCCUGGAGGAGGAGCUGGUGCAGGCAAAGGAGCGCAUUGAUCGAGCCGUCUCCCAAGAGCUGAACAGAGUCAUGACCCAAAACACCGACGUGCUCUUUGCUGCUAGAACCCCAGCGAAUGCUUCCAAGAUGGACAAGGCGAGGACGCAAUAUAAAGACCUGCUGCAGACGCUGAACGAUCACGGCGUGCUGGCUGGUCUGGAGGACGAAACACGCACAGCGCUGCGCAUGGCCGAGCGGAUGCAGGCCAAUAUGAAGGCUCUGCACGACGCGUAUGUGAACAACAGCUCGAGGCAUGAAGCUAUACUGAACGAGAUCAUGAACGGGACUCCAGUUGAGGCGGCAAACAACAGUAGCCAAGAAGGGUGGCUGAAAGCGUUGGCCCGAGGUUUCGUCAGACGGAUAUUCAGCGGUAACGAGCAGUGGAGCGAGGAAGUGGAGAAGGAACCUACUAAGGUGGUUCGAGUCUACCAGAUAAACUCUGGAAGCCCGGUUCAAAUGUCUUUAAUGGGAACAAUCGAGUUCGAGGCCGGCGUUGAGCUUCGUACGCUAGCGACUGUGAAGACAAACCAGCUCGUUGCCGUCGUGGUCAAAGAUGAUAAAACAAUCGUGCGCCGGAUCCUGUUCCCGAUCGACCUGGACGCAGUGGACAAGCUGGCCGCCGAUCAGUUCGACGUCCGCACGUUCCCAAAGGCGUGUUGCUUGUGCUUCAUUCGAGCUAGCGACCGACACGUAGUGUUCACGUUCGGAGCGGCUGACCAGCGGCUUGGUACCGCCUCGUUCUACCGGUUGAACGAGUCGUUCACCACCAUCCAGGGUACGCGCGGCAACAUCGACAUGGACGCUACGUUCGGGCUGACAGCCCCCGUUGUGGACGUCCUCCUGACCGAGCGCUUGCUCUGUGCGCUAGACGCACAAGGAGGUUUCCAGUCGUACGACUCGUGCACGCGUCAAAUUUCCAACAAGGUGCAACUCGGUGGUCGGAGUGAUACGAAGAACUGGGUGGGAGGCUUGCUAUGCUUGAACUGGGUGGGAGGCUUGCUAUGCAGUCAGUUGUUGGCUGUCGACUCGAUUUCCAGGGAGGAUCACCGCAAGCUUCCCAGUGCAGUCGUCGACGGAGUAUCGCCCAAAGGGUCCGUAUCUGUUGGGUGCAUGGGCGACGUCUUGUACGUGGUUGAUGCUGGAGUCCGUGCAUUGUUCGCGUCGGAGCUGAGCGUGACAAAGUUCCCCGUCCGAAGUCUAAUUGACAGCGCCAUGAGCCCAGACGCGUCGUGCGCUGUUCAAGUUCGCUUGGUAUUCGCUGAAGACGGCCAGGAAGAGCCUUUUGUAGGCGAUGCGGCUCCAGUGUGCAAGGCUUACUUCAACAAUCUCAUGAGGGAUCUCCGGCACCUGAACAAGCCCCUGGCCGGGCCACGAAUUUCAUUGCUGCAGGACGGCGAAGAUAACACUAAGCACGCCUCGCGAAGUGAUAAUGCGAGUGAAUCGAGCGACUCAGCAACGACCGAGGCAUCGGAAAUCGCUCAAUCGAUUCGCUUCGGUUUGUUGUCUCCGCUCUUGGAGUCGUGGGGUGGGCGCUGCGUGGUCGUGACGUCCAUGGAGAAGCAGUCGACUGGGAAGAGCUACUUCCUCAACCACUUGACUGGAACCACCUUUGCAAUCUCAGGCGCGCGCUGUACGGACGGAGCGUGGAUGUCCCUCCGGUUUCUAUCGGCCGAUACGCUCCUGGUGGUUCUGGACUUUGAAGGCCUCGGCUCGUUCGAGCGGUCGGAGCAGGAGGACUUUUUCCUGUCCGCGUUGAACGCUUCGGUGUCCAUGUUCACGAUUUUCCGGAUGGAGAGCCGCUUCGACAAGGACAUCGACGGACUCUUUUCGCGUUUCCAGAAGGGGGUGCAGCUGAUCAAGAACGACUCCAGACUCUUUCGAGGGCUGCUCUUUAUGAGCGUCAAGGACGUCAACAUGAACGACCACCAAAGCGUCGUCGACGAGCUGGCGAUAAAGCUGAACUCGAUCUUUGAGUCGAGCAGGGAGCACAAUUUCCUGACCGAGAUGUACGCUGGACAAGUGGAAAUUAACUGUACGCCGCCUAAUUGCACGCUGGAAUACUUCCAGUCGAUGGAGAAUGACGCAGCGAAGGGUUUGCUCGAGAUCAUAGCUCCGAAUGGGAGCGCUGCAGGAGGGUUCUCCACGGGGAAGGCGUUUCUGGACUGCCUUCGCAUCGUGCUAGCGAAGAUCUCGAUCCUGGACUGGACCAGUAUGGACAAGAGCACGCAGAACUUGGUGGUCUCCGAUGUGAAGCAGAAGCUGCCCGGGAUUAUCCGUACCGGGUGUCACGUGCCGCAGACUCUGGUGGCAGAUCCGACUAUUUCCCUGCAGCUGAAAGAAGCCGUGCUGCAAGUAGGCAGCCAGAAGAAACUAUGCGUCUCGCUAGAGGAGGUAUGCCAGGCGUAUCCAGGAUACGCGACCAAGUGGAAGGCGCUGAACCGCGUUGCUGCACUGGACGGUAUUGGCGAUGAGGCGAUCGAUUUCGGCUUUGACGUGACUGCCAUCGAAGACCGAGGGCUGAAAGUAGUGCAAAGGAUUCUGGUGGCGCUUUUCCAGAAAUUUUUGGGACUGGGGUUCAAGGAGAAGGACUCCUCCAGAGUCACCACGGAGGACCAGAGACACUUUGACGACUUUGUAGCGUUUGUGCUGCGCCGCCGCAAGAUGAAGGUGUCACGUUGGCUUCGUGGUGCAUUGGGCGAUAGUUUGUCCGAGACGCGAGCAAAGCUGGAGCAGCGGUUUGCGGACCGACUAAUCCAGCACCACUGCGGUACAAACCACAAGUGCCGCGGUAGGUGCGAGUACGCCGAGUGCCGCGAUGGCUCCGAGUCGAAUGCUCCUCCGAGUUCUCGCAGUGCCGGCCACGAGGGGAAGUGCGAGUGCGAGAAGGGGGAGCACACGUGCGAACGUGUUCCAAACUCGCCGAGCACCGCGGCGACCAUCGUUGCUCGGUACAAGUCCACACUUGUGGCGCUCAGUGCUCCUCUGAUUCUUGCGACGCAGCUUGUGUACUCGACAUUCAGCGCCGCCAUGUCGUCCGCAAACACACGAGACUCCUCUGCUUGGCCAUGGAAGUGGUUCUUCUCCCCGCACACGUUCUUGCAUGCUUUCAUGAAGGCACUGAAUUGA